CUGUGCAGCCGCCUCAACGUGGACGAGGCGGCGCGGGCCGAGGCCUGGGGCAGCUACCGCAGCAUCAGCGAGAGCUACACGCUGGAGGGAAAUGAUCUUCAUUGGUUAGCAUGUGCCUGAUAUGUGGCUUGCAGAAAAUCUGUUCCAACCAUGAGCAAAGGGACAGCUGAAGGAAACUUUGUAUUCUUAAUUAGAAUCCUGCGGUGUUCAGAGCAGAGGAUAUCUUUAAAUAUCCUCAAGAGGAGCAACCUCAUCAACAAAGAGGAAGAAAACUGCGGUGACAGCCCUGUACUGUGUCAGAAAUUUUCCAUUUUUGUUGGGUGCUUUUUAUAUAUGCAAAAGAGACUGAGAGAAAUUAACAGUAUGAUACAGACAGGAGAAACUCCAACUGAAAAGAGAGGGAUUCUUUUGGAAGAUGAAAGUGAAUCACCUGCAAAAGGAAUUUGCCCAGAAAAUCAUUCUGCCUUAUUACACCGUCUCCAAGAUGUAGCUAAUGACCGAGGAUCCCACUGAGAAGCUUCAAUUCACCUACAGCCUACAGCCCUGAGCAGCAACCCGUGGACCUCUCUGGGAUUGUCACCUGCUGCAUGGAUGCUGGUUGCCCAGUCCUUCCUGAUGUCACUAUUGGUCUGCCCAAGCUUGCCAAAUGACAGGGAAACAGGACACAGCUCUCCAGCAGGUCACCCGUCCUCGCCGCCUGUGGUGGCCACCGUGCAUGGCAAAGUCCUGGGGAAGUACGUCCGCUUGGAAGGAUUCGCACAGCCUGUGGCCAUGUUCCUGGGAGUCCCCUUUGCCAAGCCUCCUCUCGGAUCCCUGCGGUUUGCUCCUCCGCAGCCUGCAGAGCCAUGGCGCUCUGUGAAGAACACCACCUCCUACCCGCCCAUGUGCUCCCAAGACCCAGUGGCAGGGCAGCUGCUCUCCAAUCUCAUUACCAACAGAAAGGAGAACAUUCCUCUCAAGUUUUCUGAAGACUGUCUGUACCUGAAUAUUUACACUCCUGCUGACUUGACCAAGGAAAGCAGGCUGCCGGUGAUGGUGUGGAUCCACGGAGGUGGUCUGGUGGUGGGCGGGGCCUCAACCUAUGACGGCCUGGCCCUCUCUGCCCGUGAAAACGUGGUGGUGGUGACCAUUCAGUACCGUCUGGGCAUCUGGGGAUUCUUCAGCACAGGGGACGAACACAGCCGGGGGAACUGGGGUCACUGGGACCAGGUGGCCGCGCUGCGCUGGGUCCAGGACAACAUUGCCAACUUUGGAGGGAACCCAGGCUCUGUGACCAUCUUUGGAGAGUCAGCGGGAGGUGAAAGUGUCUCUGUUCUUGUUUUAUCUCCCCUGGCUAAGAACCUCUUCCACCGGGCCAUUUCUGAGAGUGGUGUGGCCCUCACUUCUGCUCUGCUCAAGAAGGACAACAUGAAGCCCCUGGCGAAGCAAGUUGCUGUCACUGCUGGGUGUGAAACCACCACCUCGGCUGUCAUGGUUCACUGCCUGCGCCAGAAGACAGAGGAGGAGCUCUUGGAGGCUACACUGAAAAUGAAAUUUUUUGCUAUUGAUUUACUUGGAGACCCCAGAGAGAGUCACCCCUUCCUGCCCACGGUGGUGGACGGGGUGCUGCUGCCCAAAAGCCCUGAAGAGCUUCUGGCCGAGAAGAAUUUCAACACUGUCCCCUACGUUGUCGGCAUCAACAAGCAAGAGUUUGGCUGGAUCCUUCCAACGUUGAUGGGCUAUCCAUUUUCUGAAGGCAAACUGGACCGGAAGACCGCCACGUCACUCUUGUGGAAGUCCUACCCCCUUACUGGCAUCCCUGAGGAGCUGACUUCGGUAGCCAUUGAGGAGUAUUUAGGAGGAACAGAUGACCCUGUCAAAAAGAAAGACCUGUUCCUGGACUUGAUUGCAGAUGGCAUGUUUGGUGUCCCAUCUGUGACUGUGGCCCGACGCCACAGAGAUGCCGGAGCCCCCACCUACAUGUAUGAGUUUCGGUAUCGCCCAAGCUUCUCAUCAGACAUGAAACCCAAGACGGUGAGAGGGGACCACGGGGAUGAGAUCUUCUCUGUCUUGGGAGCCCCAUUUUUAAAAGAGGGUGCUUCAGAUGAGGAGAUCAAACUUAGCAAGAUGGUGAUGAAAUUCUGGGCCAGCUUUGCUCGGAAUGGGAACCCCAAUGGGGAGGGACUGCCCCAUUGGCCAGCGUAUGACCAGAAGGAAGGGUACCUGCAGAUUGAUGUCCCCACGCAGGCAGCCCAGAAGCUGAAGGACAAGGAAGUGUCUUUCUGGACCAAGCUCCUGGGCACGGAGGCUGCCAAGAAGCCACCACAGCCAGAACGCACUGAGCUGUGAACGGGAGGCCCCGCCAGCCUCCGGAGCCUGGAGGAGCCAAGACAGGGCUCUUCUACAGAAGGUGAUCGUGGGUCAGACAGCAUCGCAUUGUGGGGCUGGAGAACUGUCCGCUGGGGGUGGACAGAGGCCAGAAAGAUGCAAUUUUUGCACUUUUGACCUCAAUCGUGGGAAUAAAUGUUCUUUUGGAGGCCAAA
Molecule: messenger RNA, 2522 nt
Organism: Lemur catta (Ring-tailed lemur)
Lineage: Eukaryota; Metazoa; Chordata; Mammalia; Primates; Lemuridae
Product: liver carboxylesterase 1-like
Exons: 19
Coding region: 592-2328 (578 amino acids)
Biological process (GO): lipid catabolic process
Cellular component (GO): endoplasmic reticulum; lipid droplet
Molecular function (GO): carboxylic ester hydrolase activity
Source: RefSeq, a predicted model, not a curated record